Fundulus heteroclitus (mummichog) is the source of this 2829-nucleotide messenger RNA. It is a transcript of the gene prickle3, whose product is annotated as prickle homolog 3. The transcript has 12 exons. The record is from RefSeq and is a predicted model, not a curated record. NCBI's taxonomy places the organism in Eukaryota, Metazoa, Chordata, Actinopteri, Cyprinodontiformes, Fundulidae. Gene Ontology annotation, molecular function: zinc ion binding. The coding region runs from base 86 to 2602 and encodes 838 amino acids.
UAAAAAUCAGAGCUCGUAGAAAAGGUCCACAGAACCAUUGAGAUUUAAGAACAUUGGAAAAUUAGGCUAAAAUCCCACCUGAGCAAUGAAUGCAACUAGUUCUACACACAGGACGUAUCUUGAACCUGACACUACCAACAAAGGCUUUUGUACCAAGUAUGAAAUAUGGCUGGAAAGUGUCUUCCAACGUCCCGCCGACAUCAUGUUCCUGCGCGGCUCGAAGAAGCGACGGUCGAACCGCUCGCAGGACGAAGAGGACCCAGACAGAGGCCAGCCCUGUAUGCGCUGCGGAGAUCAGUGUCCCGGCUUCCACGUCCACGGCUGGAGGAAGAUCUGCGUGCACUGCAAGUGUGUGCGAGAGGAGCAUGCAGUGCGAUCGGUGCCUGGGCAGCUGGAAAAGAUGAUGACGAAGCUGGUGUCGGACUUCCAGAGACACUCCAUCUCCGACGACGACUCGGGAUGCGCCUCCGAGGAGUACGCUUGGGUCCCACCAGGGCUCAAGCCUGAACAGGUGUACCAGUAUUUUAGCUGCUUACCCGAAGACAGGGUGCCUUAUGUGAACAGUCCAGGAGAGAGAUACAGAAUCAAACAGCUGCUGCACCAGCUUCCAGCCCAUGACAGCGAGCCUCACUACUGCAACUCUUUGGAUGAGGAGGAGAAGAAAGAGCUGCGUGAGUUCAGCCAGCAGAGGAAACGAGAUAAUUUGGGCAGAGGCGUCGUCAGACCUUUCCCUGUUACCAUGACCGGAGCCAUCUGCCAGCAGUGCGGCAGACAGAUCUGCGGCGGAGACAUCGCUGUGUUCGCCAGCCGGGCCGGCCACGGCAGCUGCUGGCACCCCCAGUGUUUCCAGUGCUCGUCCUGCAGCGAGCUGCUGGUCGACCUGAUCUACUUCUUCCAGGACGGGCAGAUCUACUGCGGUCGGCACCACGCUGAGAGGCUGAAGCCCCGCUGCCAGGCCUGCGAUGAGAUUAUUCUGGCAGACGAGUGCACGGAGGCAGAGGGGCGGUACUGGCACAUGAAGCACUUCUGCUGCUUUGAGUGUGAGGCAGCGCUGGGCGGUCAGCGCUACAUCAUGAGAGAGAGCAGACCCUACUGCUGCUCCUGCUACCAGUCGCUGUACGCAGAGUACUGCGACACCUGCGGAGAGACCAUAGGUAUUGACCAGGGCCAGAUGACGUACGAGGGCCAGCACUGGCACGCGGUGGAGUCGUGCUUCUGCUGCGCCCGCUGUCGCCUGCCUCUCCUCGGCCGGCCCUUCCUCCCUCGCGGCGGGCUCAUCUUCUGCUCCCGGUCCUGCUCGCUCGGCGACGAUCCCAAUAACUCGGACUCGUGCGACUCGGCGCUGCAGAGCAGAUCCCCCCAUCACAGCAGCAGACGGUGGGGGACACCAGAGAGGCUGCACUGCGGUUCCCCUCUGCAGCCACUAGAGGGCGUCAAACACACUCCAGCGAAGGACUGCAUCUACACUGCCGCGGAAAACAGAGGGAUUCCCUGCAGCUCUGCGGUUCAGAAUGCCGGCCAUCCUCACACAAGAGGCUCGUACUCGCCUCUUCCCCACAUUCAUCUGGGAAACGGCCUAGGACCGUCCUGGCCCAGCGACGUCCCACAUUACAGUCUGAUACCAGGGGAGAGCCGCGUCAAACCCCCAGGCACUGGUUUUCAGUUGCAGGGAGAGCUGAAUGGAAAAACCAGACUAACUGGUCGCAAUUCAAAAGGAACCUCCACCAACAAAGACUGCAAGAACUGGGUGGAAAAGACGAAUCAGGCAAUGCAAGACACGCCUCCCCCUUCAUCAAACAGCUCCCCCAUCCUCCCGCCUCCUCUGCCAGCUAAGUCCCGGGACCUGAUGCUGCAGGACGCCGGCCCUCAGACCCCCUCCCACCUGAAGGACCGGCCCCCUGACUCUCCUCCGCCGCUCACACGCAGCGGUCAAGCUAGAGUCAGCUUCAGGGAGCCAAUCAGCAGCAGCUACUCCGUAGAGGACGACGAGGAGGACGACGAAGACGAGGAGGGGAGGCUUCAAGUCGGUGUGGGAAACCGGCAGGGUGGUGGUGAUGAUGAUGAUGAUGAUGCUGAGGAAGGGGGUUUUGGAAGCAGGCUGCUUCUCCAGAAAGGCAUCCCACCACAGAUGGAUCUACUGGAUGGUUCUUCAUACCAUCAGCGUCACCUGCGGCGCGGGCCGGGUCGCUCCCGUACCUCCUCCGACCCCGUCCUCCAUUCGGGCUCAGACAGGCGCCUCAGAGGCUCUCGGCCCGAAAGGCCCUGGCUGGACACUCUGGACCCGAGGGGUGAGAAAGAGCGAGACGGACGCAGCUCCUGCAGCGUCCCCUCCCUGAGCCUCCAGCACGGACCCUACAAGCACGAGGACUCCUGCUCCACCUGCUCCUCCUCCUCCGAGUCGGAGGAGGAGGGCUUCUUCCUGGGGCAGAGGAUCCCGCUGCCGCCGCAGCUCCGGCAGCAGCCGCCCGAGGACGGCCGGGCCAGGAGGACGGAGCGGGGACUGGAGGGGGAGAGAGAGCGGGGCCUGAGAGGCAGCAUAAGGAGGAGAAGAGCUCUGAGUCAGAGCGCAAAGGACAAAGACAAAAACUGCGCCGUCUCCUGAGUGCUAGCAUCUGGAAAGCCCAACAGAUGUUCAGGAAUGGUUGGAACCAGAGGUGUUGAGCAUUAUCGCUCCGGUUUCUGACGUAGUGUCAACCCUCGGCCUCCGAAGACAUUUAUGUUGACGCUGCUGGUCGUUAUGUGAGGUGGAGAUGUUUUACGUACGGUGCAAAAGCCUUUAAAUAAAUUCAUCUUUUAUGGAAGCGCAACGACAUUAAACUAAAGAAAGAU